Messenger RNA from Colletotrichum destructivum, 1976 nucleotides. Its product is annotated as Putative nucleotide-diphospho-sugar transferase. Lineage: Eukaryota; Fungi; Ascomycota; Sordariomycetes; Glomerellales; Glomerellaceae. Gene Ontology annotation, biological process: protein N-linked glycosylation; cell wall mannoprotein biosynthetic process. The coding region runs from base 345 to 1835 and encodes 496 amino acids. Gene Ontology annotation, molecular function: alpha-1,6-mannosyltransferase activity. The record is from RefSeq and is a predicted model, not a curated record. Gene Ontology annotation, cellular component: mannan polymerase complex. The transcript has 5 exons.
GCUGAUGUGUUCCACGGCCAGACCCCUUACUCAGUCGCAUCCUCACCACAUCCAUCCCAAGACGCGGCGGCGACCUUCCUCCUUUCGACGAACGACGACUGCCAAAGACACUUCGACCGUGGCCCCAAAGACCCAGCGAUCAACGCUCGCUCAACAAACCCAACACAACCGCAUCCUCCCAGUCGCCCGAUCGCAGCCCUCGUUUCUCGUGGUUAUAGAUGCUCUCGUUUGCUUAGCUCUCACAAUUCCCAAGGGCUGGGCAAGGUGCUUCAUUGCCGUUCCAACCCUCCACCCCUUAGCUCAAGCUCGGAAUUGGGAACUGAACAUCCACCUCAGUGCCCUGGAUGUUGCCAUCGUAUGCUUCCUCGGCCACCUCUAAGGUGAUGCCCCGGCAUCACGCCAGUGGCUACUCCAAUGGAUACCCACGGGGAAGCACCUUCGAGAUCUCCCCUCACAGAUACCAGCCGCGCGCAUCAACACCGGCGAAUCGCCGUCGUCAACGCUUACUGACCCGCCUCGUCAUCGUCGUCGCUGUCGCCAUCCUCUUUCUCGUCUUUGUCUGGCCCGGGGCCUCCUUGACUUCGAUAUUUUCUCUCGGCCUGUUGUCCGCUUCCAACGAGCUUCAACUUGAGACGGUACGAUACUAUGAUCUCGGCAAUGUGCAAGGGACUGCCCGAGGUUGGGAACGCGAGGAGCGCAUUCUCCUUUGCGUGCCUCUAAGGGAUGCCGAACCGCAUUUGCCAAUGUUCUUCUCCCAUUUGCGAAACUUUACCUACCCUCACCACCUCAUCGACCUUGCCUUCCUCGUUUCCGACUCCAAGGAUCACACCCUCCAGGUUCUUUCCGACAUGCUUGAGGAGAUUCAGGCCGACGAAGACGCGAAGCAACCGUAUGGAGAAAUAUCCAUCAUCGAGAAGGAUUUUGGACAAAAGGUGAACCAGGACGUCGAAAGUCGCCACGGAUUUGCUGCUCAGGCGAGCAGGAGGAAGCUGAUGGCGCAAGCCCGGAACUGGCUCUUGAGCGCCGCGUUGCGACCUUACCACUCAUGGGUGUACUGGCGGGAUGUCGACGUUGAGACGGCCCCUUUUACUAUUCUUGAGGAUCUCAUGCGUCAUAACAAGGAUGUCAUUGUGCCAAAUGUAUGGCGCCCUUUACCCGAUUGGCUUGGCGGAGAACAGCCAUAUGAUCUAAAUUCGUGGCAAGAAUCAGAGACAGCACUGGCUCUUGCGGAUACACUCGACGAGGACGCCGUGAUUGUCGAAGGCUACGCCGAAUAUGCAACCUGGCGGCCUCACUUGGCGUACCUGCGAGAUCCAUACGGCGAUCCAGACAUGGAGAUGGAGAUUGAUGGAGUGGGCGGUGUCAGUAUAUUGGCCAAGGCUAAGGUAUUCCGAUCCGGUGUCCAUUUCCCAGCUUUCAGUUUUGAGAAGCACGCCGAAACUGAGGGGUUUGGAAAGAUGGCCAAGCGGAUGGAAUAUAGCGUGGUCGGUCUGCCGCAUUACACAAUCUGGCAUCUUUAUGAGCCCAGUGUAGACGACAUCAAGCAUAUGGAGGAGAUGGAGCAAGAGAGGCUCGCGAGAGAAAAGGAGGACGAGGAGAAGGCCGAGAAGGCCAAGAAGGUCAAGGAACAGUUCGGGGAUGCAAGCAGUCAGUGGGAGAAGGACAAGUCGGAUAUGCAACACCUAGUGAGUGAAGAAAAGAAGGAGGCCAAGGAAGCGAAGGUGGCCAAGGAGGCUGGAGACAAGAAGCAAGCAGCAGAUAGGGAGGAAACCCCGGCAAAGAUGGAAAAGAUGGAGAAGAAUGACGCUGCUUUUGCCAAGAAGGCAGAGAGUUGAGGACACCAAAGGGGCUGGGUUGGUCGAAACGGCGGGAUACUUUGCCGUUUUUGGAAGUGGAUGGUUCGGCCCUGUGGUCGAAGGAUAGGUAGCUAUCAUACUUCGACGUCGCCCGAAAUGAUUCACGAGUCUUAGGGAUGU